AUGUCGGUGUCGGGGGUAGAUUUCGGCAGUCUAUCCACGUACAUCGGCAUGGUGCGGGGCACCGGCAUCGAGAUGAUCACCAAUGAGCGGUCGAUGCGCAGCACCCCAAGCGCAGUUGCUUACGGGGCGCAGACGCGGCUGAUGGGGGCCGCCGCCCACGAGCAGGUCAGCACGAAUUUGAGGAACACCGUCCUCAACUUCAAGGAGUUGGUUGGCAGGGAUUUUUCGGAUCCGGUGGUGCAGCGGAUGAUGCCCUAUGUGUCUGCACGUGUUGUCAAGCUGCCCGAGGAAGGCGUCGGUGUUUUGGUCGGUCACCAUGACCGAGAACGGACGUUCACGAUCGAGCAAGUGCUGGCCGCCAUCUUCACCAAGGUCAGGGCGACAAUCCUCAAGCAUUUGCCGGUAGAACCUGCACAUGUUGACUGUGUCGUUGCGGUACCCGGUUACUACAAUCAAACGCAACGGCUGGCGGCUGACUGCAGCGCGCAGGCGGCUCGGCUUAACCCGAUCGGACUCAUCAACGAGACAACGGCAAUCGCAUUAUCGUACGGAGUUUCCCGAAAUCGUGAGCUGCCCACCUCCUCGGAGACUCCCCGAAACGUCGUUUUUGUGGAUGUCGGCCACACCAGCGCCCAGGCAACGAUAGCCCAAUUUUCGAGGGGAAAAUUAAAGAUCCUCGCCUACGCGUACGACCUUGAAGUGGGUGGGCUGUGGUUUGACGCGCGGAUACGACAGCACCUGGUCGAGCAGUUCAACGCCAAGUAUCUCGACGUCUUCACGGAGUACAAAGUGCUAGAGGAAUGCACGAGGGUUAAGAAGCUAAUGUCCGCCACGUCGAAGCCAAUUCCAAUGAAAUUGGAAGGGUUGCUGGACGGUGCUGAUUCUUCAGCGACGAUUUCUCGCCAAGAAUUCGAAAAGCUGGCGGCCGCGAUUUUCGAAAAAUUUGCCGAGAUGUUGCGGCGGCUUUUGAAAGAAGCGGAUGUCGAUGUUUCGGAUAUUUACGGCGUGGAGUUGCUUGGAGGCGCUUCUCGGAUACCCCGAAUUCAAGCAAUUUGCCGUGACGUCUUCGGACAGCCCCCAAAAUCGACGAUGAACCCUGAGGAGUCCGUGGCGAUGGGUGCAACACUGCGAUGUGCCAUGCUUUCUCCCCUCCAAAAAGUGCGCGAAUUCGAGAUCCGCGAGCGGCAACUCUACAAAAUAUCCAUCGUCUACGAGGGCCAAGGAGGAAUUCAUCUCGAAUCCGUCAUCUUCAACGAGGGCGACGAGAUCCCAGCCACACGAGAGAUGUCCUUCCGACGGGGCGACGAAUUCACGGUGCACGCCUUCAGCCACUUGACCGCCACGAAGGGACCUCAAAAGAUUGGCGAUUGGGAUAUCAAGAUGCCCACCAAUGAGCAACAGAAGGAUUAUCAGAUUUAUGGAACGCCUCUACACCUCUACGAGACGAAAGUAACUUUCGAGAUCGACGCGGAUGGGAUGUUCCAGGUGCAAAAAGCCGAGAUGAUGGCCCCGGCGGUGGAGGUUCCGUCGUCUUCACUGACGAAUACUCCGCUGAUGAACGGAAGCCUGCGGCCAGUUCAGACCGUCGAAGUAGAUGAACAAGCCGGCCCAUCGACCUCCAAAAAACCAGUGUUUCUUCCCAUCCACCUCCCCGUUCAGAACGACUCGCUGGCAUUUCCCAUUAAUGCGUACGGGCAGAUUGAGGCUAAUCUCCUGGCCGCUGACGAAAAACAUCGUGAAAAUCAGGAUGCGAGAAAUGCAGUGGAGGAAUAUGUCUAUGAGAUGAGGGCAAAGCUGAACAGGUCGCUAGGGUCGUGGAUUUCCAGUGAGGAAGUCACCUCUCUACUCCAAGAGCUCAACGAGGCCGAGAAAUGGCUUUCAGAAGUGGGAGAGGCGGGCGAGACGAGCGCGUACAAGCAACGGUUAGCUGAUCUGAAGAAGAUCAUGAGUCCCGCGUUAGCUAAAAAAGAAGAAAAGCAAGCCAUUACUCCUCCGCCUCCUCUGGAUGAGGAUUCU
Messenger RNA from Mesorhabditis spiculigera, 2016 nucleotides. NCBI's taxonomy places the organism in Eukaryota, Metazoa, Nematoda, Chromadorea, Rhabditida, Rhabditidae. The record is from the annotation of a GenBank genome assembly.